AUGGCAAGGAGCCCUCUCGAAGCCUUUGCUUCAGCCUCUCCAUGUUCUGAGAGAGGAGGAGCCAGGUCUGCAGCACUUUCAGCCUCUGUCCUGUCUGCAUCCUAUGGCUUGAGCCUAAACUUGCCUAUUUUCCCUGGCUGCAUGGAGCAGCAGAGCCAAGAUACCUCCCUGGUCAGAAAGGAUGCCUGGACUCAGACUUCCCCAGCCAGGAGAAGGAUCAGGCCCACUCAAGUCCAGGGUGCAGGUCAGCUGAAGCUGUCCAUUGAUGCCCAGGACCGGGUUCUGCUUCUCCACAUCAUAGAAGGCAAAGGCCUGAUGAGCAAGGAACCCGGCGUCUGUGAUUCCUACGUGAAGAUUUCUUUGAUCCCUGAAGAUAAUCGACUAUGCCGCCAGAAGACACAGACCAUUCCGGACUGCAGAGAUCCUGUUUUCCAUGAGCACUUCUUCUUUCCUGUCCAAGAGGAAGACGAACAGAAGCGCCUCCUGGUCGCUGUGUGGAACAGGGCAGGUGACUCCAGACAGAGUGGACUUAUCGGCUGCAUGAGCUUCGGGGUGAAGUCCCUCCUGACUCCGGAAAAGGAGAUCAAUGGCUGGUACUACCUGCUGGGGGAGGACCUGGGCCGGACCAAACACCUGAAGGUGGCCAGGCGGAGACUGUGGCCCCUGAGAGAACCGUUGUUGAGCAUGCCAGGAGGUGAGGAUGCUGAGAACGGGGAGAAACUCAAGAUCACCAUCCCACGGGGGAAGGACGGCUUUGGCUUCACCAUCUGCUGUGACUCUCCGGUCCGAGUCCAGGCUGUGGAUUCCGGGGGCCCGGCGGAGCGGGCAGGGCUGCAGCAGCUGGACACGGUGCUUCGGCUGAACGAGAGGCCCGUGGAGCACUGGAAAUGCGUGGAGCUGGCCCACGAGAUCCGGAGCUGCCCCAGCGAGAUCAUCCUGCUUGUAUGGCGCAUGGUCCCCCAGGUCAAGCCCGGGCCAGAUGGAGGGGUCCUGCGACGGGCCUCCUGCAAGUCGACCCUUGACCUCCUGUCGCCCCCCAGUAAGCGGGAGAAGAACUGCGCGCACGGGGCCCAGGCCCGUCCGGAGCACCGCCACAGCUGCCACCUGGUGUGCGACAGCGCGGAUGGGCUGCUGCUCGGCGGCUGGGAGCGCUGCACGGAGCUGGCCAAGCGCGGGGGCCAGCACACCCUGCCCGCGCUGUCCCGCGCCACGGCCCCCGCCGACCCCAACUACAUCAUCCUGGCCCCGCUGAACCCCGGGAGCCAGCUCCUGCGGCCUGUGUACCAGGAGGACACCAUCCCCGAAGAAUCAGGGAGUCCCAGUAAAGGGAAGUCUUACACGGGCCUGGGGAAGAAGUGUCGGCUGAUGAAGACGGUGCAGACCAUGAAGGGCCACGGGAACUACCAGAACUGCCCCGUCAUGAGGCCACACACCCCGCACUCAAGCUAUGGCACCUACGUCACCCUGGCCCCCAAGGUCCUGGUGUUCCCCGUCUUUGUCCAGCCUUUAGAUCUCUGUAACCCCGCCCGGACCCUCCUGUUGUCGGAGGAGCUGCUGCUAUACGAGGGGCGAAACAAGGCUGCCGAGGUGACGCUGUUUGCCUACUCAGACCUGCUGCUCUUCACCAAGGAGGAUGAGCCGGGCCGCUGCAACGUCCUAAGGAACCCUCUCUACCUCCAGAGCGUGAAGCUGCAGGAAGGUUCUUCAGAAGACCUGAAAUUCUGUGUGCUGUAUCUCGCAGAGAAGGCAGAGUGCUUAUUCACUUUGGAAGCGCACUCGCAGGAGCAGAAGAAGAGAGUGUGCUGGUGCCUGUCGGAGAACAUCGCGAAGCAGCAGCAGCUGGCGGCUCCAUCCCCCAACAGCAAGAUGUUUGAGGAGUCAGAGGCGGAUGAGAAGAAGGAAAUGCCCGGGGAGGAAGGGAAGGGGCCGGGUGCCAACGACCCCUCACCCAGGAAAGACCCCUCUCCUGGCCAGGAGCCUCUUCCUGGACAAGAGCUUCCACCCAAAGAGGACUCCUCUUCUGGCCAGAAACCUUCUGCUGGCCCAGGAUCAAUGCCCAGCAAAGACUCACCUUCUGGCAAAGAACCUUCUGUGGGCCAGGAAUGCUUGCCCAGAAAGGACUCCCCACCAGGCCAGGAACACCCUGCAGCCGCAGUCUUCUCUCCGUGCCAGGACAUUCCUGCUGGGCGAGAACCCUCUCCCGGCCAAGACCCUCUAAUCAGCAAAGACCUCCCUGCCCUCCAGGAACCCCCUGCCCAGGACCUUCCGCCCCGUCAAGACCUGCCCCCGGGCCAGGCCCCCCUGGCAGCUGAGCCCCUUGCUGAGGAGACCACGAGCUCCGGGUACCCACCAGCAGCCACAGGGAACCCGCCCGUGGCCUCCAAGCCGAACUUCGUGAUCCCCGAGGUCCGGCUGGAUAGCACCUACAGCCAGAAGGCAGGGGCGGAGGGGGGCAGCUCGGGCGACGAGGAGGACGCAGAGGAGGCCGAGGAGGGGGAGGAGGACGAGGAUGAGGACACAAGCGAUGACAACUACGGAGAGCGAGGGGAGGCCAAGCGCAGCAGCAUGAUCGAGACGGGCCAGGGAGCCGAGGGCGGCCUCUCGCUGCGCGUUCAGAACUCGCUGCGGCGCCGGACGCACAGCGAGGGCAGUCUGCUGCAGGAGAACCGCGGGCCCUGCUUCUCCUCCGACACCACCCUGCACUGCUCGGAUGGCGAGGGCACCACGGCCGCCUGGGCCAUGCCUUCCCCCCGCACCCUCAAGAAGGAACUGGGCCGCAAUGGAGGCUCAAUGCACCACCUUUCCCUCUUUUUCACAGGACACAGAAAGAUGAGCGGGCCUGACACAGUAGGGGAUGAUGAUGACACCUCCCGGAAGAGAAAGAGCAAAAACCUAGCCAAGGACAUGAAGAACAAGCUGGGCAUCUUUAGGCGGCGGAACGAAUCCCCUGGGGCCCAGCCAACGGGCAAGACAGACAAAGUGAUGAAGUCAUUCAAGCCCACUUCAGAGGAAGCGCUGAAAUGGGGCGAGUCCUUGGAGAAGCUGCUGGUCCACAAGUAUGGUCUAGCGGUGUUCCAGGCCUUCCUCCGCACUGAGUUUAGUGAGGAGAACCUGGAAUUCUGGCUGGCAUGCGAGGACUUCAAGAAGGUCAAGUCACAGUCCAAGAUGGCGGCCAAGGCCAAGAAGAUCUUUGCCGAGUACAUCGCCAUUCAGGCGUGCAAGGAGGUAAACCUGGACUCAUACACACGGGAGCACACCAAGGACAACCUGCAGAGCGUGACCCGGGGCUGCUUCGACCUGGCCCAGAAGCGCAUCUUUGGGCUCAUGGAGAAGGACUCGUACCCACGCUUCCUCCGCUCGGACCUCUACCUGGACCUCAUUAACCAGAAGAAGAUGAGUCCCCCGCUCUAG
Messenger RNA from Rangifer tarandus platyrhynchus (Svalbard reindeer), 3411 nucleotides. The record is from the annotation of a GenBank genome assembly. NCBI's taxonomy places the organism in Eukaryota, Metazoa, Chordata, Mammalia, Artiodactyla, Cervidae.